This is a messenger RNA of Zophobas morio, 3339 nucleotides long. Its product is annotated as leucine-rich repeat, immunoglobulin-like domain and transmembrane domain-containing protein 2. The record is from RefSeq and is a predicted model, not a curated record. The transcript is spliced from 3 exons. The coding region runs from base 551 to 2728 and encodes 725 amino acids. Lineage: Eukaryota; Metazoa; Arthropoda; Insecta; Coleoptera; Tenebrionidae. Gene Ontology annotation, molecular function: protein binding.
ACCGGCUCGGUUUGUUUCUUAAUCAGGAAGAGAUCGAUAAAAGUCGCCUCGCUAUAAAUUACGCGAUCCAGCAUUUUGACAAGCACUGACCAACGCCACACACGCACGCUUGACUCAGUUGAACCAGUUUGCGACGUUGCCGCGUCGAUUUUUUCGUGAAAAUCGGGAAGUCGGGAAGCGCGGCCCGCUAGAUCCCGAAUUGAAACGUAAAUAAACAAGCGAGUUAACGAACCCGGGUCAAAUCUUCCGCCGUUCUAAAAGUAAUAAUAAUAAAUUAUUAAUGCUCGCUGGAAAUUUCCGACGUCUUGAACAUUAUGCCGGACUGGUUGAUUUACUUUUACACAUGGCUCGGUAGACGCUACAUCGGAAUGUGCAGGUAUCGCUAAGUCGGCAACGUUGCAGAUCGUGAUUCAACUCGCUUCAUGUUUUAUUGUCAUCUCGCGGUGCUCGAGUUUAAUGCAUUUUAUUAGUGGAUUUAUGAAGAUGUGAGGUUCAAGUGGUGCACAAUCAAGCGGAAGGACUCAUAUACGGCCAUCAUUGUUGGACGAAAAUGGCACAUCGGCUCUUCCUCCUCCUGGUCGUGUGCUCCGCCGUGGCGGCCUCCAACGACGACUGGACCCAGAAAUGCAACAAGUGCAAGUGCGUGUGGUCGAACGGCAAAAGGACAGCAGAUUGCACGAACAUCAACCUAAGCGAAAUACCAACGGACCUAAGUUCGGAAAUCCGCGAAAUCGAUUUCUCGAAUAACCCCCUGCACACCUUAGGCCGCGAAGUGAUAAAACGUGCGGAACUCAGAGACAUCCAUAAGCUCAAAUUCGUUAGUUGUAACAUUAGUGAACUCGAAGAAACGGCCUUCGGAGGGCUGCUUCUACUCAUCGAGUUAGACUUGUCGCGGAACUCCAUCAAGAACGUGACGUCGAAGACGUUCAAAGACAACCUCAAACUCAGAAUAUUGUCGCUGAGCCACAACAACCUGAGGCGGCUGGAGAACGGGCUGUUCUACAACCUGACGCACCUCCAGAAGGUGUCCCUAGACAACAACGCGAUCGAAUUCAUCGCCGACUCGGCGUUCCACGUGCUACCGGCGCUGCAGAACUUGAACCUAGCCGGAAACAAACUGACGGUCCUGGGACCGGACUUCCUGAAGAAGAGCGCCACGAACUUCCCCAAACUCAUCAGCUUGAACCUCGAGGAAAACCCGUGGGUGUGCGACUGCCACCUGCAGGAGUUCAGGAAUAGAACAGUCAAAGAAAAUUUGAUCACCACGAGGACGCUGUGCAAAGAACCUCCUCUCGUCAAGGACCGCUCGUGGACCGACGAUGUCAUCUUCGCUUGCGUCCCCCAGAUCGUGGAACCUCUCCCUAGCACGCACAUCGAGGCCACCACCAGCAACGUCACGCUCACCUGCCGCGUCCUCGGGGACCCUCAGCCCGACGUCAACUGGGUCUGGGUCUCCAAUGGGAAAAUCAUCGAGAAGGACCCUCGCCAGAACACCCAGCGCUUCAUCACCUCCAAGCGCAAGGUGGGCGACUACACCUGGAACAACCUCACCAUCACCAACGUCAACUACCGCGACAAGGGCGAGUACAAGUGCGUCGCGACGAACCCCGGCGGGGUAGACGAGAAGAACGUGAGUUUGAUAGUGUCCUCCAUCGGGGGCUUCGGAAGCGGCGGCUCGUUAGCCAUGGGGGCGACGUUACCGCUGAUUAUCGCGCUGAGUGUGGGUGCGGUAGUGAUUCUGAUCGUGAUCCUCGUUCUCGUGUGUUGUUGCUGCAAGAAGAACACGCACGGGAUGAGCGCGAAGCGGAGGGAUCUGCAGAAUUCGUCUGACGAGUGUAUCAGGUUGCACCACGGACAGCCCGAGAUGGAGAAGGCGCUAAUCACGGACGUUAAUCCGGUGAUGAAGCCGCCGAGAGUGUGCUCCGUGCCCCCUUCGGUUAACAGUGGGGGAACGGAAGUCAGCGAGGUUAAGAAGAACCUGCUGGAUAGCGAUUCGGUGUUUGCAGGCGACGACGAGUCCCACUCGUUCGACUUCGACAUGCACCCGUACCGGAAGUCUUCGGCGCUGCUGGACCCGGACUACCGCGGUAAUCACCCCUACCCUCCAGAUCUUCUCCCCUUCCCGCCACGUAUGUGCCAGGUAUCCCCGGCAGGUAGUUCAGCUUCGACGGUAGCAGACACAUCCCGUUUACCAGCACACCACGGCCCACAAUCGCCACUUCACAGUCCACUCUACGACUCGGCCAGUCUGUACAGAACUCUUCCUUACUCCAGAUCGCAGUCCCCGUUCGUCGGUCCGCCGCCCCGGGUGCCGCGCCAGGGCUACGUGACCAUCCCGCGCCGCCCCAAGCAGCGCUGGAGCAGCAGCGAGACCCCCACGACAGCCUCCGACGCCGAGGAGCCCAUGUACGACAACCUGGGGCUGCGCACCACCGCCGACGGCAGCUCGGCGCUGUCGCUGAACAAGGCCGACGUCACCCCCAAGUCGGCGCGCCUCUUCCCGCUCAGCCCCGGCUGCGACCCCAUCGCCGAGCACGAGGCGCAGCCGAGGCUGUCGCCGUCGCGCACGCAGUGGGCCGUGGACAACGCGGACGCGCUGCGCAGCCCGCGGGGGCCGCCGCCGGACGGCAAGAGCAAGGUGGCGCCCGUGCCGCCCCCCAAGCCCAAGAAGCGCGCGUCCGCGGGGCCGCUGUUCGAGGACGAGGGCGAGGACGGCACGGAGGUGUGAGAAUGGCUCAAACUGGUGCGGGCGGCACUGGUGACUUGCUGACGGACCAGACACAGGGUCAAGACGACUUUCAAAUUCGAUUGUGCCUUACUAGCCGGUGUGUAGUGCUUCGAUCCUCGUGUGUUUCUACGGGCUUCCAUGAGUGCGUUGCGUGGGUGGGCGGUCACAGCGGCCGAGCGGCGGCGGGACACCAGCUGUGAUUGAUGGCACCGCUACAGUAUUAUUAAUUUAGAUAAACAAGAGCUUGAUGCGCGCUAUCUCUAUCGUCGACGAAAUUCUUGUAGUGGAUGAACUGUGAUCUAAGACAGACACGAAGCGGUUCGGUUCGGUUCGGUUCGGUUAGGCCGGAUGGGAGCGCUCCGCGGACCGGACGCCCUCAGGAGAGAUCAUACCAUACAUUCAUAGUUCUUGCUUUUUGGUGUUUCACUUUUUAAUCAGGACCCGAACGUACCCUACUUUUCAAUCGAUGCUUGAAUUACUACAAAAACUAAUUGUACUAUCAAAUUGUAUAUAAUUACAUAUUUUCUAUGACUGUACUGUAUAUUCAUUUUAAAAUAUAGAAGCUGAAUGUAACGAAAUCAUAAACGAUCAAUAAAAAUAAUAUUACAGUU